Eufriesea mexicana is the source of this 1158-nucleotide messenger RNA. It is a transcript of the gene RnrS, whose product is annotated as ribonucleoside-diphosphate reductase subunit M2. The record is from RefSeq and is a predicted model, not a curated record. Gene Ontology annotation, cellular component: cytosol. Gene Ontology annotation, molecular function: ribonucleoside-diphosphate reductase activity, thioredoxin disulfide as acceptor. The transcript is spliced from 7 exons. The coding region runs from base 1 to 1158 and encodes 385 amino acids. Gene Ontology annotation, biological process: deoxyribonucleotide biosynthetic process. NCBI's taxonomy places the organism in Eukaryota, Metazoa, Arthropoda, Insecta, Hymenoptera, Apidae.
AUGCCACUUCAAGUUUCAACAAAAGAAAACAUUCGUAAACAUUUUGAAAAUGUUUCUUUAGUAGAUAAAACUUCUCCAAAAAAGUUAUAUUCUGUACCUACCAUUUCUUGGGAGUCCAGCUCUAAAUCCGGGGUAGUUAAAACAAAAACUGUAAAAAAAAUGCAUUUGAAAGAAAGUGAAUUUAAUCCAGAAUUAGAACCAUUACUAAAAGAAAAUCCACGUAGGUUUGUUGUUUUUCCUAUUCAAUGGCCUGACAUUUGGAAUAUGUAUAAAAAAGCUGAGGCAUCUUUUUGGACAGUGGAAGAAGUGGACCUCUCUAAGGAUAUAUUUGACUGGAAUCGUUUAACUGACAAUGAGAAACAUUUUAUAUCUCAUGUAUUAGCAUUUUUUGCUGCUUCUGAUGGAAUAGUUAAUGAAAAUCUUGUUGAACGAUUUAGUCAAGAAGUACAGGUAACAGAGGCACGUUGUUUUUAUGGCUUUCAAGUUGCCAUGGAAAAUGUACAUUCAGAAAUGUAUUCUUUAUUGAUUGACACAUAUAUUACAGAUGCUAAGAAAAGAGACUUUUUGUUUAACGCGAUCGAAAAUUUGCCAUGUGUCGCAAAGAAAGCUAACUGGGCAUUAAAUUGGAUUACUCACGAAAGUGCGACCUUUCCUGAGCGUGUGGUUGCAUUUGCUGCGGUAGAAGGUAUUUUCUUUAGUGGCAGUUUUGCUGCUAUAUUCUGGCUAAAGAAAAGAGGUCUAAUGCCAGGACUUACAUUUAGUAAUGAACUUAUUUCUAGAGACGAGGGGUUACAUUGCGAUUUCGCAUGUUUAAUGUUCAAACACAUUAUACAAAAACCACCUCCGGAUCGAGUCACAUCAAUUAUUAAAGAUGCUGUCAAAAUUGAACAAGAAUUUUUAACAGAAGCUUUGCCUGUUGAAAUGAUAGGCAUGAACUGCAAACUUAUGUGCCAAUAUAUUGAAUUUGUUGCAGAUAGAUUGCUUAUAGAAUUAGGCUGUCAAAAGAUUUAUAUGUCUGAAAAUCCAUUUGAUUUUAUGGAGCAUAUUUCUUUAGAAGGUAAAACGAACUUUUUUGAGAAGAAAGUAGGAGAGUAUCAAAAGUGGGGAGUAAUGCAAGAUAGAAUCGAAAGCAAUUUUACAGUUAGUGCUGAAUUUUAA